Messenger RNA from Cloeon dipterum, 3782 nucleotides. RefSeq names its product mind bomb 1 (gene mib1). Gene Ontology annotation, molecular function: zinc ion binding; ubiquitin-protein transferase activity; protein binding. Lineage: Eukaryota; Metazoa; Arthropoda; Insecta; Ephemeroptera; Baetidae. The record is from RefSeq and is a predicted model, not a curated record. The transcript has 19 exons. Gene Ontology annotation, biological process: endocytosis; Notch signaling pathway; protein ubiquitination. The coding region runs from base 129 to 3254 and encodes 1041 amino acids. Gene Ontology annotation, cellular component: cytoplasm.
CUCUGCGCUCCGCCUCCUUCGCGAGCGAGAAUGUUUUGACGGAUGACUUGUUUUGAUUCUGCCGUCACCGUUCUUAAUUGUCUAACUCAAUUAGCGGGGGAAGCCUUUCGCGCGAACCGACGGCCGUGAUGAUGGACAGUGUGGCUGGCAGCAGGAGCACCCGCUUCAUGAUGGAGGGUGUCGGCGCCCGGGUGAUCCGUGGCCCCGACUGGAAAUGGGGCAAACAGGACGGCGGCGAAGGUCACGUUGGCACUGUCCGCAAUUUCGAAUCUCCGGAGGAAGUGGUCGUCGUCUGGGACAAUGGCACCGCCGCCAACUACCGCUGCUCCGGACCUUACGACCUCAGGGUGCUGGACAGCGCACCAACAGGUGUUAAACACGACGGGACGAUGUGUGAUACCUGUCGACAGCAACCAAUUUUUGGCAUUCGGCUCAAGUGCGCCGAGUGCAAUAAUUACGACCUGUGCUCAAACUGCUACCACAGCGAUAAGCACAACUUGCGACACAGGUUUUACAGAAUCUCUACCCCUGGAAGUGAAAGGGUCCUUCUUGACGCAAGACGCAAAAGCAAGAAAAUCGCGGUGAGAGGAAUAUUCCCUGGUGCCAGAGUUGUGCGUGGUGUGGAUUGGCAGUGGGAAGAUCAGGAUGGCGGUAACGGGCGCCGGGGAAAAGUUAAUGAUAUUCAAGACUGGUCGGCAGCGAGCCCGAGAUCCGCUGCCUACGUCGUUUGGGACAAUGGUGCCAAAAACCUGUACCGGGUCGGAUUUGAGGGAAUGGCUGACCUCAAAGUUGUGAACGAUGCCAAAGGCGGAACCGUGUACAGAGAUCACCUGCCACUUUUGGGAGAACAGGGUGCUGGAAAGACUGGUCCACAUGGACUUCAAAUUGGUGAUCAGGUGAACGUCGAUUUAGAUCUGGAAAUAGUGCAAUCCCUUCAACACGGCCACGGAGGCUGGAUUGAUGGCAUGUAUGAGUGUCUCGGAACAACUGGCACAGUCAUGGGCAUCGAUGAAGAUCAUGAUAUUGUAGUUUCGUAUCCUAGUGGUCACCGAUGGACAUUCAAUCCUGCGGUGUUGACUAAGGUCAUAAAUAAGCCGCCUGGACCAUCUGCGUCCCACAGUGUCACAGAAUCAACGACUCCUCAGUUUGUGGUUGGUGAUCUGGUUCAAAUAUGCAAUGACGUCGAGAGGAUAAAAAUUCUGCAAAGAGGUCACGGUGAAUGGGCUGAUGCUAUGCUUCCUACGCUAGGAAAGGUUGGCCGCGUUCAGCAAAUUUACCAUGACAAUGAUCUGAAAGUGGAAGUGUGUGGUACUUCAUGGACUUACAAUCCACUGGCUGUUACCAAAGUAGCGUCUUCCGACACAAACAUCCAAGGAGCAGCAAGUGGAGAACGUUUGAGUGCCCUUUUGAAGAAGUUGUUUGAAACACAUGUGUCCGGAGAUGUUAAUGAGGAAUUGGUCAAAAUGGCUGCUAAUGGAGAUGCGCAAAAAGUGGAGGAGUGUCUAAAACGACCAGAUGCGGAUGUUAAUGGAGUCUUUGCCAGCCAUACUGCUUUGCAAGCAGCCAGCCAAAACGGCCACAUUGAAGUUCUGAAAAUCUUGCUUAGACACAAUGCUGAUGUUGAAUUGGAGGACAAAGAUGGAGACCGAGCUGUCCACCAUGCAGCUUUUGGAGACGAACCUGCUGUUGUUCAACUCUUGGCCCAAGCUGGGGCAGAUUUGAAUGCUCGAAAUAGAAGGCGUCAAACAGCUCUACACAUAGCUGUGAACAAAGACCACGUUGGAGUCGUCCGCUCUCUUCUAGAACUUGGAUGCCAUCCCAGCCUUCAGGACUCUGAAGGCGACACGCCCCUGCACGAUGCCAUCUCCAAGAAGCGAGAUGACAUGUUGACGCUGCUGCUGGACCACAACGCCGACAUUAUGUUGACAAACAACAACGGCUUCAACGCCCUGCACAAUGCUGCCCUGCGUGGAAACCCAAGUGCUAUGAAAAUUCUGCUGAUGAAGCUGCCUCGCCCGUGGAUCGUGGACGAGAAGAAGGACGACGGCUACACCGCGCUUCACUUGGCCGCCCUCAACAACCACGUCGAGGUCGCUGAACUGCUGGUCCUGGUGGGCAAAGCGGACCCCGACCUGCAGAACGUGAACCUCCAGACGGCCCUGCACCUCGCCGUCGAAAGACAACACACGCAGAUCGUCAGGCUUCUUGUGCGCGAGGGUGCAAAUCUGAACAUCCCCGACAAAGACGGAGACACGCCGCUCCACGAGGCACUGCGCCACCACACUCUGUCUCAGCUGCGACAACUACAGGACGUGCAGGAUGUUGGAAAGCUCCUCAUGGGACUCGGCAGCCAAGGAGCAGAUAAGAAAUCGUCUGCCUCCAUCGCUUGUUUCCUGGCUGCCAACGGGGCCGAUCUCACCAUCAAAAAUAAAAAGGGCCAAACACCACUGGACCUUUGUCCGGAUCCCAACCUUUGCCGCGCCCUAGCAAGGUGCCACAGGGAGAGGAUGGUGCAGAACUCGGUCGGAGAUGAGUUGUGGGACUCUAGUGAAGGAGGAAUGGAAUCUUCAAACGCUGGUGAGCAGUUGGACGAGUGUCUUGUGUGCUCCGACAUGAAGAGGGACUCCCUUUUCACGCCGUGCGGCCACGUCGCCUGCUGCACAGCCUGCUCUCCCAGGGUGAAAAAGUGUCUUGUGUGCAGAGAACCUGUCGUGACCAGGGUCAAGAUUGAAGAGUGCGUCGUCUGCUCGGACAAGAAGGCUUCUGUGCUGUUCAGACCGUGCGGACACAUGUGCGCUUGUGACUGUUGCGCUUCUUUGAUGAAGAAGUGCGUGCAAUGCAGAUCUCAAAUCGACCAAAUGGUGCCCUUCAUCGUUUGCUGCGGAGGAAUCGGAUCAAUAUGUGACGUCAUCAAUGACCCAGAGGAAGAGAUUCCUACGACGACUUCUACAAGCGAAGUGGCACCCAACAACAACGCCACUAAUAGCAACAUUAAUAGUAACAUCAACAGCGUGAAUUACCAGCCGCCUCUGAUGAACAACGGCUCCCGCGACACAACCUCGAGCGCGGACAUCCAAAAGCUGCAGCAGCAGCUGCAAGAUAUCAAAGAACAGACUAUGUGUCCCGUGUGCCUGGACCGGUUGAAAAACAUGAUCUUCCUCUGCGGCCACGGAACCUGCCAAAUGUGCGGAGACAAAAUUGGAGAGUGCCCCAUAUGCAGAAAGACCGUGGAGAAAAGAAUCUUGCUUUACUAGAGAACUCUAUACAUUUGCCUAAAGUAGAACAUAAAGUAAUUAAUCUUGGCCACUGUGCCGAAUCGGUUUGAAAUUCCAUUUAUUAGCGCGUAGAACCAGAUGUUUACCCUUUCAUCAAUAUUAUUAAUAAUGAAGAGCUGAAAUCUCUCAAAAUCUUCGCUUUUACAAACUCAUUUCAAUUAUUGCUGCUUUAUAUACAUGCGCAAAAUUAGAUUUUGGAAUAUAUUAUUCCUUGCGUGCCUCUGAAUAGUGACAACUUGAGAUAUUAGAAAAAUGAGACUAUGCCUUUGUGUAACAGAAAGCACCCGAUUAUGAGCACUGACAACGUGUUGUUAAAGCCAAGCAGCAAGACUAGAAAUUAUUACUUAAUAUGCUAUAUCUUUAUUACUUUUCGAUUAGACAAAAAUACGUGACACGCUUUUAAAUAUUGAAUAGAUUCAAACGAUUGUUGCCUGAUAAUAUACAUAUAUAUCAUUUUCUUUUUUAAAAAUCAAUUUCACAAUCAGAAAUAAAAGCUAAAUAGUCAAA